Messenger RNA from Vigna angularis (adzuki bean), 1172 nucleotides. RefSeq lists its product as uncharacterized. The transcript has 7 exons. The coding region runs from base 62 to 985 and encodes 307 amino acids. Lineage: Eukaryota; Viridiplantae; Streptophyta; Magnoliopsida; Fabales; Fabaceae. The record is from RefSeq and is a predicted model, not a curated record. Gene Ontology annotation, molecular function: hydrolase activity, acting on ester bonds.
CUUCUGUCCUUAUUCUGAUCCGUGAACCUAACUCACACAGGGUUUUCAGAUUGCGAAAUAGAUGAUGAGAUUGCUCGAUGCCCACUGUCACCUGCAGGACCCCAGAAUUUUCAGCAAGGCACAGCAGAUCAUAAAAACCACACAAGCCACAGGCGUUGUGUACUUUGUCGUUAAUGGGGUCUGUGAACAGGAUUGGCACUCUGUGAAGCACAUGGCCGAAACAUUCCCUUGCGUCAUACCUUGCUUUGGACUCCAUCCAUGGUAUGUGAACGAACGGAGUCCCAGUUGGUUCAAAACGUUGAGAGAGUAUUUUGGUUCUACACCAUCUGCUGCAAUUGGAGAGAUUGGCUUGGACAAAGGAUCAUAUGGAAGGAAAAUUGACUUUUCUGAGCAGGUUGAAGUAUUGAGGCAACAGCUUGAACUUGCAAAAGAGUUGAACAAGCCAGCAUCUAUUCAUUGUGUUCGUGCUUUCGGUGAUCUUUUUGAGCUAAUGAAAUCUAUGGGGCCUUUUCCUGCUGGGGUCAUUCUUCAUUCUUACCUAGGUUCUGCAGAGAUGGUUCCUGAAUUUUCCAAACUUGGUGCUUAUUUUUCCUUCUCUGGGUUCCUUAUGUCGCUAAAAGCAAAUAAAGCAAAGAAAAUGCUGAAGAUGGUCCCUUUUGAUAGGAUUUUGUUGGAGACAGAUGCACCUGAUGCACUACCAGUGUCAAACAUAGAUUCUCUUCAUUUUGUUGAAGGAGAUACUUGUCUCACUGAAGAGUUUCUUCAUGCUUCAACUUCUGGUUCUUCCCUCGGUAACUCAUCUCAUGUCUCUGCAAAUGCAUCGAAGUUGCCAAAGGAUAUGCUCAAUCAUCCGGCAAAUAUUCAUAAUGUACUUGAUUACGUUGCAUCUAUGCUGGAAAUUACGAAAGAAGAACUUGCUGAAUUAAGCUACCAGAAUGCAGUCCGGUUAUUAUCCUACGACGGUUCCAAAGUACUUCUAAAGUAGACAAAACACAGGUUCUUGUAAGAAACAAUUCUUAUCUUGGAAAGUUUUUGCUUUAGGAAGUUCCAACUAGAUUUCAUCAAAAUACGAGCACAGAUAGAUUACAGGAACAGUUUGCUAACGUGUAUGAUAUUUACGCUGUAUGGCUGUCAGUUUAUUACAUUCAAUAUAUCUAAAUUAACGGUUCCAA